CAAAACAAAGCUGACUCCACUCGUUCUCAUGCCACAGCCUUAAAUCGCCAACCACUAGAGUAGCGUUUUUAUUGGAUUACAUAAGAAUGGCACAGGCUGGCGUUUACCUUGAACACGACCAAUUCAAUUGUUCGAUAUGCCUGGAUGUUCUCAAGGACCCCGUGACUAUACCGUGUGGCCAUAGUUAUUGUAAAGGCUGUAUAGCGGGGUAUUGGGACCAGGAUGAAUUUAUAUCUCUCUACGGCUGCCCCCAGUGCAGACAGACCUUUUCGCCCAGGCCAGUUCUGGGCAAAAACACCAUGUUGGCUGAUGUCGUGGACAAACUGAAUAAGACCGGGCUUCAGUCCGUUCCUUCUGACGACUCGUUAGCCGAGCCCGGAGAUGUGGAGUGCGAUGUAUGUACGGGACGGAAAAACAAGGCUGUCAGAUCCUGUUUGGUAUGCCUGGCCUCCUACUGCGAGUCUCAUGUCCAACCCCACUACGAGUCUCCGGCCUUCAAGAGGCACAAGCUGGUCGCACCCUUCGGCACGAUACAGGAGAAGUUGUGCUCUCGCCACGACAAGCUCCUGGAGGUGUUUUGUCGCACUGAUCAGCAGUGCAUAUGUUCUUUAUGCCUUACUGACGAACACAAAGGUCAUGACGCUGUGUUGGCCUCAGGGGAAAUCACUGAAAAGAAGAGUGAGAUUGGAGAGAUGCAGAGGAAAUCUCAGCAAGCAAUUCAGGAGAGAGAGAAAGAGUUGGAACAGCUGAAGCAGUCCAUGACUUCUGUCACACUGUCCUCUCAGGCUGCUCUUGUGGAGAGCGAGCGGAUAUUCACAGAGCUGUCCGCCACCAUCGCGAGGAGACACUCUGAGGUGAAGGAAAUCAUCCGAGCCCAGGAGAGGGCGGUCAUGGCCCACGCCGAGGGCUACCUGAGGCAACAGGAGCAGGAGCUGAACCACCUGAGGAAGAGAGACGCUGAGCUGGUCAGGCUCCUGCAGACGGACGACCACGUCAGCUUCCUUCAGAGAUGUCAGUGUCUUGGUGCACAGCCUGAGCGAGUGGAGGUGGCAACGAUCAGAACAGAUCCAAACUUCGGCUCCGCCAUUGCUGCUGUCACAGAGUUCCAGGCGCUGCUGGAAGACGUCUGCCAGGGUGGAUUUUUCAACAUCUCUGAAAAAGUGAAUGCCGUUAUAAUUAUUGAAGAUCCAAAGCCUAAGGCGGACAACAUGGAACAAGCACCAGAAACCGCGGCACAAACACCAUGCGGCCUAAGUGCCCCUGCACCAACCACAUUUGGAGUUCCAGUACCCACUUUCGGUGGUUUCGCCUUCUCAACAUUCGGUUCAAGGCCCUCAAGUUCCAGACUACGAGUGCAACAGAGGAGGAGACGGAGGUAACAAGGCCAGAAGAACCACACGUUGGCCGCUAAACUGUAUUAUUUCCUUUAGCCGCUAGGACGGCUGCAUGUUUACUUUGAAAAAAAAAAAUAAUAGUAACAUAUUUUAACCUUUUUAUGGACACAGAAAUCAAAUCAUACUUAACCAUUAUUUUACAGUUUUAAGUGAUUUCAUUACAGUAUUUUUGCAUCAUUUUGUCUUUUAUUAAUUUAAUGUGAAAAAAUCUUAACACAGAGAAUGUGUUACAAUGCUAACAUGGAGCUUUACUUACAUCUAGAUGAUGUCCAACAUACCAUGCUUUGCACAAUCAUGAUAAACAGAUAAAUGUUUUAGCCCCGUAGAGUAAUUGGUGCUGUUUGUGUUGCAUUGCUGCUACAUAUGGAAAUGACGUAAAAAAGAAUGAGUGAAUAAUCUUUCCAAAUGAGCGUCAGGUUUUAGUUUUUUUUUCAUAAAUGAAGGUGUUUAGCAGAUAACAUUUUUGGUGACACAAAAGUUUGUUUUUGAAGAAGGAAAAGAAAACUUUAUUUUAAAUAAACACAUUGAGAUGUGAA
Clupea harengus (Atlantic herring) is the source of this 1930-nucleotide messenger RNA. RefSeq names its product finTRIM family, member 67 (gene ftr67). The record is from RefSeq and is a predicted model, not a curated record. Lineage: Eukaryota; Metazoa; Chordata; Actinopteri; Clupeiformes; Clupeidae. Gene Ontology annotation, molecular function: zinc ion binding.